Diachasma alloeum is the source of this 921-nucleotide messenger RNA. RefSeq names its product chymotrypsin-2. Lineage: Eukaryota; Metazoa; Arthropoda; Insecta; Hymenoptera; Braconidae. Bases 50 to 823 code for a protein of 257 amino acids. The record is from RefSeq and is a predicted model, not a curated record. Gene Ontology annotation, biological process: proteolysis. Gene Ontology annotation, molecular function: serine-type endopeptidase activity. The transcript has 5 exons.
AUCAAGGAAGAGCCAAGUUUUGUAUAAAUGGGUGAGAUAUUCGAGAUGAAUGGAUAGUGUCUUGUUUGGGUUUAAAAUGCAUAUCGCGAGAAUUUUACUGGUCAUCGCUGUUCCUGUUGCGCUCAGCUGUGGCGCGACAAUAGAGCGAAUAGUGGGUGGUAGUGACGCCCCUGCGGGCAAGUACCCUUACCAAGUGUCUCUCCAGAAAAAUAAUCGUCACUUCUGCGGUGGGAGUAUAAUUAACGAGCGAUGGAUUCUCACCGCAGCUCACUGUCUCCAGGGGCAAUCGCCUUCGGCAAUAAAAGUUCUUGUCGGUACCACUUCGCUAUCGAAGGGAACCGAAUACUAUCAAUGUGGAUUUCUGAAAUGGCAUCCAAAAUUCACAAUGAUCCUCAUUCAUAACGACGUAGGCGUUCUUCGUGUCACGAAAGAUAUAGAGUUCAAUGAAAAUGUUCAGGCAAUUAAAUUGCCGACAGAAAACUUCAAUGGAAUUAACACUCGUGCCGUUCUUACUGGCUGGGGAACUACUGUGCUCAAUGGACGUGUGCCCGAUAAACUCCAGCAACUGGAAGUUAAGGUCAUAUCGCAGUUGAAGUGUAAGUUGAGACACUGGCUCCUAACGAAUUCUCAGAUUUGCACGUUGAAUAAACGCGGCGAAGGUGCCUGUCAUGGGGAUUCUGGUGGACCUCUGGUAUCGAAAGGCUACCAAAUUGGCCUUGUAUCUUACGGCCUUCCCUGUGCACGAGGGAGUCCCGACGUAUUUACGAGGGUUUACAGUUUCGUCAAUUGGAUCAACUCAACUAUUCGAGAGAAUACAGUGUAAUCGAGACUCCAGAGUUUAUUCAUCAGUUGCUCAAUAAAUAUUACAUUAUUCUACCUUGAAGAGUGCCGCGAGUGAAAUAAAAAAAAUAAUUUCGAUAA